Messenger RNA from Xenopus tropicalis (tropical clawed frog), 447 nucleotides. Its product is annotated as acidic leucine-rich nuclear phosphoprotein 32 family member B-like. Lineage: Eukaryota; Metazoa; Chordata; Amphibia; Anura; Pipidae. The transcript has 5 exons. Bases 67 to 429 code for a protein of 120 amino acids. The record is from RefSeq and is a predicted model, not a curated record.
GCAGAAAAUGAAGAAGCUGACUCUUCAAAGUUUUUAACAGUAUUUAAAAAAAAAAAAAAAGAAACGAUGAAGGUUGAGCGAGAUUUUCUAAAUGAGCUUGUUUUAGACCAUGAGGACUUGAAUAGAAUGGAAUCAUUUAAAAUAGUAUCAGUGUUUGCAGUUAUUUUUGCUGUCCUGCUUGUACAAGUUAUACUUGGUACAUACCUGUACAAUCGUUGUACAAAUCCCAAAACUGAUGGAGCUGUUGAAGCAGAGGAAGGGCGUGUAGGAAAAGAUGCAAAUGCAGAUGAAGAGGCAAGUAAGGAGGGAGAUGAAGAGGUAGAGGAAGAAGAAGAAGAGGAAGAGGCAGAGGAGGAGACCGAGGAAGAAGAAGAGGAAGAUGCUGAAACAGAAGGUAAAUAUUUUGGCAAAAUGUUGUACUGUACCUGAAAGGUUAUAUCAUGGGGU